Molecule: messenger RNA, 1537 nt
Organism: Pelobates cultripes (western spadefoot toad)
Lineage: Eukaryota; Metazoa; Chordata; Amphibia; Anura; Pelobatidae
Source: the annotation of a GenBank genome assembly
ACAGCAGAAAACAGCCCUAGAAUGAACCAGAAGCCUGUAUUGAUUGGCUUAUAUAUUGUACUCUUUCUCUUCGUUGUCAACAUGUCCUAUUUUUACCAUAGCAGCUCAACGGUUAUAUCAAUGCCAGUUAUUAAAUCGCUUAGAGAUGUGUUCCAAAAAACAGAACCAAUACAACUCCAAUGGACUACAAUAGCCACAACGAAAGCCACCAAGAGGCCUCUCACUGGUAUGUGGACAGUAAAUGCUAUUGGUCGUCUAGGUAAUUUAAUGGGAGAGUACGCCACACUCUACGCAUUGGCAAAACUGAAUGGUCAUGAAGCUUAUAUCUUGCCGGAAAUGCAUGCACAGUUAUCCAAAAUCUUUAAAAUUCGACUCCCAGCAAUUCACCCAGAUGUUCUAAAAUCCAUUCCAUGGAGAAAUUAUGGACUUCAUGAUUGGAUGUCUCCAGAAUACAAUAACAUCCAAGGGGAGUAUGUUAGAUUAACUGGAUAUCCUUGCUCAUUUACCUUCUACCAUCACAUAAAGGAUGAGAUUCUCAAGGAGUUUACAUUUCAUGAUUAUGUUAAAAAAGAAAGCAAUGAUUACCUUGCUAACAUCAUAGGAGAUCGGAAAAAUGUCACCUUUGUUGGAGUACAUGUCCGAAGAGGAGACUAUGUGUAUGUAAUGCCAAACACAUGGAAAGGUGUAAUCGCUGACAAGGGAUACUUGCAGAAAGCCAUGGACUAUUUCAGAAACAAGUAUGAAAAUCCCUUGUUUGUGGUGACCAGUAAUGGCAUGGAUUGGUGCAAGGAGAACAUUAAUAAUUCAUUAGGGGAUGUCCACUUUGCUGGUGAUGGCAAGGAAGGUUCUCCUGGACGAGACUUUGCCCUCCUGGCACACUGUAACCACACUAUCAUGACUAUAGGGACAUUUGGCAUCUGGGUUGGAUAUCUGGUGGGAGGGGAGACAAUUUACCUUUCAAAUUAUACCUUACCCGAUUCUCCUUUUCUCAGACUUUUCAAGUAUGAAGCUGCUUUUCUUCCUGAAUGGAUCGGUAUUCCAGCAGAUCUCUCACCCCUUCUGAAAAAAGACAACAAAUAAUACAAUAUCACAAAAUCUAGCAAUUAUUAAUAAAACUCAGGAACCAGACAUAUUAGGAAGAAAUCUGAUAUCUUUUUAAACUCUGGAGAAGAAAUAAAUUUUGGAUAACUUACUGAACAUACUGCAAAAACUCUGGAAUUGCAGUGAUAUGUCUAAUAGGCAUAUUUUUUAGUCAUUUGACUUUUUUAAACUCAGGAUUAUAAGGUAAAUAGAUAAAUGUUAUUACUACGGAAAAAAAACAGCUCAUAUCUUACUCAAAGGUAUGCCCAUGGACAUUCCCGCAGACACAUCUGAAAUGCCAUUUCUCUGUGUACUUUAAAUUUCUAUAGACUUCAAUGAAGCUGUGCUCAACGUCUUAAUGAAUGUAAAGUUAAAUGGUUGAGUAGAGUUAAUAUAUAAUUGACUUUUAAUGCAUUAUUGUGUCAAACUAUUAGGUCACACACACACACAUAUAUAU